UCUCCACAGGAAUGUAUCAGCAAACAGACGCAAUGACUUCACCAACAGAGAAAAUCGUGCUGAAAAGCACCUCAACAGUUUCCCUCAACGAUCGCUUCACGACCAUGCUGAACAACAAGCAGCUGGAGCCAGUGGCUGUACGAGUCAACAUGCAGCAAGUGGCCAGUGUCCGCAACAGGAGACUGGCUCUGCAGAUGGAGAACAGGACCUCUGUGCAGGCUGCCUUGCAGCCCAAGGUGAGGGAACUAACCAUCCACUUUUCAACCUGUCUAGGUGUGAAUCAGAUGCGUGCCCGGGGAGGGGUGACUAAGCUUAGGUUUCGUCAGGGCUUGAGGCUGCAAGGUGGCCAGCUGAACAAUGCUGGAGUGCUGGUUAGCUGCGGAGCCAGGAAUGGACUGGGCCUGAGAGGAAGAGGCAGAGGAGCGGGUCUGGGCCUGCGUGGCCGGGGAGGGUUCUGGGGCCUAGGCAUACCUGAAAAAAUCCCCACCAAAGAGGAGCUGGACAACCAACUAGACGACUACAUGUCAAUGACCAAGAGCCACCUAGACGCAGAGCUGGAUUCCUACAUGGCCAUGGCAGGCUCCGACUACAUUGAGUAGAACCCUGCUGGAAGACUGGUGUAGGCAGCAUCGACAAAUGCACUGAGGCUGUCCAGGGGUAAUUCAUUAGUAGAACUGCCCCUCACUGGAAACAGAUGGAUGUGACAACCAGGGUCUCUGGCUUACUCAGAACUAUUGUUAGAAGCACUAUUUGUGGACAAAUAUGUGGUGUUACACACACAAGCCCAGAAGCAUGUGUUAUGUGGCUGAAUUAGAGCUCUCUAGAGUCAUACUUGAACUGUUUCACACACUUGAGCUGUUAUGUUCUUUUCAUAAUUUAUUCAUUUAUAAGCUUAGCUCUGUGCUGAGCAGGGUGGUCUAAAACCUUUCCUAAGAAAAAAAAGGUAUGAAGGUCUGCAGGACUUGUCUAAGAAAAUAAUUAAUUGUUCAGUAAAAUCACAAGCAAGCUAACCAAUUCUCUUUGCUCAGGUACAUUAUGGGUUUGUCCAAGACACUUCACACUAUAGAUUUCAUGUGUUUGCUACAAUGUUAUGUUUCAAAACUGAGUCUUUUUUUGUCAUUAAUUUGUGAAAGACAACGGUAUGUACCUCAGCUAGCCAGGUUUGGCUGCAUUGUGGAUUUAUAUAGAAAUGUUGAAGAUUUAUUUUAGCUGAGAAAUAUUGCCACCAUUUGUAGUAAGAGGACUAGUUAUCCAACCGGUUCCUG
Messenger RNA from Salvelinus namaycush (lake trout), 1265 nucleotides. Its product is annotated as chromatin target of PRMT1 protein-like. The record is from RefSeq and is a predicted model, not a curated record. The transcript has 4 exons. Bases 12 to 599 code for a protein of 195 amino acids. NCBI's taxonomy places the organism in Eukaryota, Metazoa, Chordata, Actinopteri, Salmoniformes, Salmonidae.